AAAACAGAAUUUGUUGAGUCCACUCAUACUGGCUUUCCAGAGGCAAGUGUUUCUCUGCAGGGGAAGACAAUGGCUCACAGUUUCUGCUUUUUGUCGGACUUUUGGUUUCCCAACAGUGGCAGUUUUGAUACAUGACAGACAUCACAAAACAGCCUUUCUCUAUGACUUUUUUCUUUAGUACUUCCUCUAUUUCUUGGGGGUGGGGAAGUACAGAAGAAACUGACACUGAAACAUCGGAAAAAAAGAUCUCUGAGGCCUUGCAGAGGAGUCUUGAUUCACACAGGGAGAAAUGCUUUGACCAGGCUCAUCCCAUUCAGUCAAGAACUGCCUAAGAAGCAGAGGAACAGAGCUUAGCCAUCUGGAUUUAGGAAGCUGAAAAGCAUGUCUCUUCCCCGACAGCUGCGAGAAAAGAGUGAUUUUGACCAGCUUCCAGAUGAUGUACCUGUUUCAGCUAACAUUGCAGAUAUAGAAGAAAAGAAAGGCUUUACUAAUUAUUAUUUGUUUGUCAUUGAAGUAAAGAUUAAAAGUGGUGGUAGAUACCUGAUUUUCCGACGCUAUCGCCAGUUCUAUGCCCUGCACAGCAAACUAGAGGAGAGAUAUGGGGCAGAGAGCAAAAACAGCCCUUUUACCUGCACACUCCCCAUAUUGCCAGGGAAGGUUUAUGUUGGGGCCAAAAAAGAAAUUGCAGAGAACAGGAUUCCUAUCCUAAAUGUCUACAUGAAGAACCUACUCUGCCUACCCGCUUGGGUGUUGAUGGAUGAAGAGGUACGGCUGUUCUUCUACCACUCAGAUUUUGAUAGUGAACAGGUGCCUAGAAGACUGAGACGGCUUCGCCCACGGACACGCCGAGUUAAAAGCAUUUCACCCGAACUGCCUGUUUUGGACCGGGUGGCAAGUCCUCGGGCUGAGGCACUAUUUGAUUUUGCUGGAACCAAUAAACUAGAGCUCAGCUUUAAGAAGGGAGACUUGAUCUAUCUUCUCAGCAGAGUAAACAAAGACUGGUUGGAGGGAACAGUUAAUGAUACCACUGGGAUUUUCCCAUGUGCUUUUGUGAAAAUCAUAAAAGAUUUACCACAGCAGGAAGACACAGUGAAUAAAGUACGCUGUUAUUACCAUGAUGAGACAGUAAGCACUAUCAGGGAUAUCUCAGUGGAAGAGGACCUGAGCAGCAUUCCAUUAUUCAACGAUCUCAUGGAAUUGAUAAGGCAGGAGUUUGGCCAAGAUGACAUUGUUCUGAAUUACCGGGACCUUGAUGGUGAUCUGAUCCGGCUGCUCUCCGAUCAGGAUGUUGAGCUCAUGGUGUCUCAGAGCAGGAGAAAGCCCUCAGAGAAGCAUAUCUUCCCUUGGAAAUUGCAUAUCACUCACAAAGAUGACUUCAGCGUCUACAACACAAGUCCAGGAAUGGGUGCUAUUUAAACAGAGCAACAAGUGCUGUAGUGUAGCAGUUCCUGCAGGUAGCUACAUUGUCCUUCAGUAAUCCUCAGCAGCUUCCUUUAGCAAGACUUUGAAGUGAGCUUGAAAAGAGUAUCAGCAGUAUAUUGUCUU
Oxyura jamaicensis (ruddy duck) is the source of this 1545-nucleotide messenger RNA. It is a transcript of the gene NCF4, whose product is annotated as neutrophil cytosolic factor 4. Gene Ontology annotation, cellular component: NADPH oxidase complex. Gene Ontology annotation, biological process: phagocytosis; respiratory burst; superoxide anion generation. NCBI's taxonomy places the organism in Eukaryota, Metazoa, Chordata, Aves, Anseriformes, Anatidae. The record is from RefSeq and is a predicted model, not a curated record. The transcript has 10 exons. Gene Ontology annotation, molecular function: phosphatidylinositol binding; superoxide-generating NADPH oxidase activator activity; protein binding. The coding region runs from base 382 to 1416 and encodes 344 amino acids.